Molecule: messenger RNA, 309 nt
Organism: Monosiga brevicollis MX1
Lineage: Eukaryota; Choanoflagellata; Craspedida; Salpingoecidae
Exons: 1
Coding region: 1-309 (102 amino acids)
Source: RefSeq, a predicted model, not a curated record
AUGGAUGGGUUUGUUUGGGUCCCGUUUUUGUGUGUGUCUCUCUCUGUCUCUCUGUCUCUCUGUCUCUCUGCCUUUGUUGUCGAUGCUCUCUCUCUGCCUUUGUCUCAUAUCUCUCACUCUUACUCUCUCUGUCUCUCUCUCUCUGUCUCUCUCUCAUAUCUCUCUCUCUCUCUGUCUUUCUGUCUCUGGCUCUCUGUCUCUGUGUCUUGUCUGACUCUCUCUCUGUCUCUCUCUCUGUCUCUCUCUCUGUCUCUCUCUCUGUCUCUCUCUCUGUCUCUCUCUGUCUCUCUCUCUCUGGCAUUUGAAUGA